Molecule: messenger RNA, 3903 nt
Organism: Tribolium castaneum (red flour beetle)
Lineage: Eukaryota; Metazoa; Arthropoda; Insecta; Coleoptera; Tenebrionidae
Exons: 6
Coding region: 86-3865 (1259 amino acids)
Biological process (GO): tRNA methylation
Molecular function (GO): tRNA (guanine) methyltransferase activity; RNA binding
Source: RefSeq, a predicted model, not a curated record
UAGUAGCUACGGUAGCUUACAGUAGCUCAGUUUACUUAACCAAGAAAAUUUGUGUUUGAAAUGUGUUCUUUCAACGCUAAUUAAAAUGGAAUCAUCCAAGGAACUGCUAGAAAAGCUCUUAACUGACGAAGUCUUGGACAGUUUAAUUCAAGACACGGCCUGUUUGCAAACUUUGAAACCCCUUCUUGAAGUCAAGCACGAACGGAUCAUUGGGGGCCAGUGUGAGAAAAUCACCUUGUCUUUGAACUCCCUUUACGACAGUGAUGUAGAUGUAGAUUUGGCAGCAGAAAUUUUAAAACGUGCUUUAUACGUUACGCGAGAUAAUACUCUUUUGUCGCAAACCCAGUCUUUCUGCUUAAGCAAAUUGCAGUCAAGUCGAAGCCUUGACGAACUUUAUUACUGUUGCAAUUUGUUAAACGUACUUUUUGAGUAUUAUAAGAGCGAAAAACUGGCUCUAAUGGAAUGGAAAAGUGACGAGUUUUCCAAUGGGAUUUUAAAUACUUUGGUAGCUUCAUCAAAACCUUUGUUCACUUUUGUUACGAUUUAUUUACUACCUAACUACUUUACUGUGUGUAGUCGGAACAAUAAGAAUUUGUUUUUAGAAAAUGCGUUUAAAUUUAUCAGGGAUAAUAAAAGACUGGACUUUUUGUGUGUAUUGUGGGCCCAUUUCAUUCCUGUUGAUUUAACUAGCAAUAAUUUCAAUGUUUUGAAAGUUGAUGAGUUUUGGAAACUCGUAAUCGAGUCUUUAUCAACCCAGUCACAAAAACAAGCGAUUUAUUUGUUAUCCAAAAGUACCGAAAUUGCGUUCAAACCCGAAAAUAUCCCCCACAUUCCCAAUUACCUAAAAGUCGAAAAUGAGUCUGAAAUUGAAAAAAUCUGGCGCAACUAUUUCACUCUCCUCGAUGUUUCAAACGAGAAACAGUUGCAUUUUAUCGAGCCUUCUUUGCACAUGUUGGGGUCCAUUAAACAUUUGCAAAUUGAAUGGAGAUUAUGCUUGUACAAAAUUCUUCUAAACCACUCACAAACAAGUGUUGUUUACAGUGUAGCUAAUUUUAUCAUAGAAAACGAAAAUGUUUGGCAAGAUUUUUCAAAAAUAUUAGAAAAUUUAUUACACGCUGUCAACAAACACGAAUGUAAUGAACAGUCUAAAAGCGUGUUUCGAAAAAUUGGAAUUUAUUGCUCAAAACUUAACGAAUUUCAAUUUCAACAAUUUUUAGUUGAUUGUAUGAACCCGGCUUGGACCCCCUCGGCUCUUUGGGGUUUAUUUAGCAAUAUUUUCACCGACGAAAUGAAUUUCCAAAUUUCGUUUGAACUGUUUUCUAAGAUAAUUAAAAAAAUUAAAGUGCUUCCACACAAAUUUAUAAGGGAAUCGUGCACACGAAUUGUCUUUCAACAUUUUAUUAGAAAUCACACUCUCGAAUCGGUCGACGAUGUUUUCAAAAUUUCGAUUUUACUUUACGAUUUUAACGAAGCUUUAUUUCGGGAUUUUAUUACAAAAAAUGCCCAAAAUAUUCUUAAUUUUAAGGAUGAACUUUGUGAUAAAUUUCAAGCCUGUGAUGAAUGGGUUGAAAUUAAAGUCAGAAUUUUCCAAAUUUUAAAAAUCAAAAUUCCAGUGUUUCCUGUUACUCCGACCCAGCAAAAUGAUUUAAUUUUUGGUUUCCUGCUUGAAGAUGUUGAAACGUCCGUAUUAGAGAAAUAUGUGAUAAGUCGAAUAGAAUCAGUGCUUGAAACUGACGAUAUCUCGGCUCUGUUAAACAUUUUGUUAAAAUUCACGACACCAAAAUUGUGUGAAAAUGCCGAAAUUAUUCUGUCACGGCAACAAUACAACCCCAGUCAAAAAAUAAUAGCACUUGGAAUACUUAAACAAAAUCGCAACUCAAUCACUUUUUGCAAGAAUCUUGGCAAAAAAUCUGACCCACUUACUACAUCCAUUGUAAAAAUUUUACUCAAUUCUUUGCACGAUAAUUCCAGUGAAAUUACCGAUUGUAUUAAUUUUUUCGAAGCUGUGUUUGAUAAGCAAAGUAACGCAACAAUUACAAUCCUCGAGAACAUAUCCGUUAUUUUAAAAUUCAUUGACCGCGACUUUGUGUUCGAUUUUUUCAUACUGUGUCUGAACGAAUUUUUGAAUUUACACAAAAGUGGUAAUUUCCGAACCACAGCAAGCGUGUUUUUGAAACAAAUAUUUGAAGCACAGUUUUUCGAAAAUGGUAGGUUUUGUAACGCAAUUUUCGAUUUCGUCAAAAAAUUGUUGCCACUUGCAAACACCGCGAACUCUGUUACUUAUUGUCUCGCAAAAAUGAUCCGAUCUGUGUGCCAACAAAACCCCCAAAUGGGCCUAAUAUUUGUCCCUGUAAUCGCUGAACUAAUCUUACAUGGAAUUGUGAUUAGUAAAAAUGAACGGGUUGAAUAUAAUGUGUGUCAGGAGAUAUACUCCAAGUUGGGGAAAAUCGAGAAUAAUCCAAAUUUUGAAGAAAUGUCAGUACGGUUGACUGCGUUAGAUACGAUGCUAGAUUUAAUUAACAAUCCCAGUUUGGAGACUGAAGUAGUGGUCAGUCAAUUCGUUUCAGUGUUGAUUGAAAAAUACAACGAAUAUUUUUCAAAAAGAUAUUUCCCCGAUUCGCUGAUCCAUUUCCAAAAAUUACGAAUAAUGCAAACCUUGUUACUGUUACAUGAACACAUAAAAGCCGAAAAAACACCUUUGGUAAAUCUUUUAAUUAAAAGUUUUUUACUGGAAAGUCACCAACCAUCGGUGAAACAUUUGAUGCAAUGGCUUUUGAUAAGUUUACUACAAACCGAUAGUGACGUUUUUAUUCAAACAAUUAACAACAACCUUAAAUCAGUUAAUAAUAAUCGACCGUCAACAACUUCUGGCUUUAUCCCAAUACUUUAUAACUUAGUAACUCUCCAACGUGAGGCACAGUGGGAACAAGUUACUGAAAUGCUUUUGCCUUACACCAUGGGACCACAGUUCAAGCUUCGCAUUUUUUCCCAAGUCGCUUUAGUAAAGCUGUACGAAAAAGCGAAAGAUAAAAGACUAGACAGUUUUACCGAAAAAUAUAAAAUUCUGUACAAUUCGCUCAAACAAGUGCUCGCAGCUACGAAUUCCGUUUACGACUCUGACACGAUACAACACGAAUUUCUCGAUUUUAUUAAUUUGUCACAGUGCGACUGUUCGACGAUAUUUUACUUGAUUCCGAGGAAAAACGCAGUUUCAGCCACAGAAUGGGAAAAUUUAAAAACCGUAUCCGACUGGGAACACUUCAAAUUUAUUUCAUUCAACCAUUCUGACAACAAUAUUCAAGAAACUUACGCACCGAUAACAACCCACACGAUUGCUAGUGACAAUAUUCAAAAGAAAAUUACACCGUGGAAAGAUUUUUUAAGUACCAGUCCAUCGCAGGAAAAUAAUUUCAUAUUAGUGACAACACUAAUUGAGAAAUCGACAAAUCUGGGCGGUUUAUCCCGAACUUGUGAGGUUUUUGGCAUCAAACAAAUCGUCAUGAGGACGGCUAAAAUCAUCUCUGAUAAAGAAUUCAAAAGUUUGAGCAUGUCGUCGGAGAAUUCGGUCGAGAUUUUGGAAGUGAAGCCUGAAGAUUUGGCGAGUUUUAUUCUCAACAUGAAGGCACAAGGGUACAGUGUUGUCGGUGCCGAACAGACUUCGGAAAGUGUGAAGUUGGAUGCGUUCCGAUUUGACAAAAAAACAGUCCUUGUGCUAGGAAAUGAAAAAGAAGGGAUUCCGCCUGAUUUAAUCCCACUUCUUGACCAUUGUAUCGAAAUACCGCAGUUCGGACUCGUCCGUUCUUUGAACGUCCACGUCGCUGGGGCCAUAGUCAUUUGGGAGUAUUGCAAACAACACAGAUUGUAACAUAUUUUAUUAAAGAAUAAAUACAUAAUUUAAUGCGA